This is a messenger RNA of Hylaeus anthracinus, 4004 nucleotides long. Its product is annotated as tumor protein D53 homolog. The record is from RefSeq and is a predicted model, not a curated record. Gene Ontology annotation, cellular component: cytoplasm. The transcript has 7 exons. Bases 687 to 1796 code for a protein of 369 amino acids. NCBI's taxonomy places the organism in Eukaryota, Metazoa, Arthropoda, Insecta, Hymenoptera, Colletidae.
CUGCACGCGGCAAUCGGUACACGUGGUCAGCUGGAUCGUUCGUCUCUAGCAAUAGUCGCGAAUCGUUUCUAAACGUCUCUAGACGAAUCCAUUCUUCAUCUAGAUCGCGUAGAUCUUCCUCUAAAAGAAAGUACUCGUCGCGAUCGGUACCAUCUUGUUUACCGUCUUGUUUUGUUCGCGAAACGACUGACAGGGAACCGUUUGCCCGAGUGAAACUAGUGUUUACGAUCGAACUAGCUAUCUUUCGUUCGGAGAUCGUUGGAUCGAAGUUUCGAGAUCCGCGGAGUCGUUCGUGGCUCUUCAGGCGGAUCCACGCUCGCUGCGAACGGUGUUCUCGACGAAACUCGUUUCCACGGUGCACGAGGAGGAAAGUAGGGUAUAACAACCGGUAAACAAAACAGUAAGAGACCGGACUCCUGCUGCGAUAGCAUGGCGAACGCUUCUUCGGCGUGGCUCGAAAACAGGAUUCGGUGAGGGACGAUCGUGAAUUUCGCGACGCCCGUUACCGCGAUCGUCGACGAAAUUCGGUUGAAAGUGAAACUCGUUCCGUGCCACGACGUUGGGAAUUAAUACGUAAUAAUACGAAUUUUCUGCGAACAUUUUCAUUGUACGCCGCGUGUGUUGACUACGGGAUCUUAGAAUGUGAUAAUAAUAUCACUCCUUUCAUACGAAGUAUCGGAGAAGACAUGCCGGACGUUCAGGAGAGAAAGGAAAAGACCGACGAUCGAUUGGGAUCGUCGAAGCUGAUCUCCAGGUCGCGAGUGUGCCAGGAACACGGCGAAGAGGACUGCCCGAGCGAGAACGAGCACGAGUUCGAAUCUCUGGAGUACGAAGAAGACGUUUACUACUCGAACCUGACGGCUACGCCGAGCUUCGACGACAUCGACGAGCUGGAGGACGGCGAAAACGAGAUCGUUGUCCACUGUUGGCGCGACUCGAACGGGGAGAUCGAUGAGAUCGUGGUAGGCGACGCAAAUUUGUCGGUGGAGACGCAGUUCUUCACCCCCGAUGCCGAGGAGGGAUCGUCUAGUCGCGGGAGGAGGAAGAAGAGAUCGGUUAGAGUGAUAUUCCAGGACUUCUCCAAGCCUUACCUGGCCAAGAUCAGCAACAGCCAGAACUACAAGAAGUUCCUCGAAUUGGUAAAAGGCGAGGAUGCCACUCUUCACUCCUCGGGCUACAUAUCGCCGUCGUCGGAGUCCGUCGUGAGCGAGCUGCAAGGACUUUCUUUGGAGGAGCAGGACCGUCAGAAAGCAGAAUGGAGCGCGGAGCUGGCCAAGGUGGAAGAGGAGAUACAAACCCUGAGGCACGUCCUGGCGAAUAAGAUCAAAGUCUCCCAGGAGCUGAAGAGGAAGCUGGGGAUCAGCGUGUGGAAGGAGAUCACCGAGGACAUGAAUCAGGGCUUGAAAAACGUUAAGGAGAGCCAAGUUUAUCAGAACGUCGGGGAGAAACUCGGUCAGUUCACCAAGGCAGUCACCGAGAACACUUUAUUCCAGAAGACAGAGUCCGUGUUCAAGACCACGGCCGAGAAGACGACUAGCAUCCUCGGCGGUUUUGGAAGCGGGCUGUCCAUGAAGAUCGGCCAAAUGCGCAAUUCCGACAGUUUUCGUUCGUUGGAGGAACGAGUUGGGUCUGCUUACGAAAACAUGAAGACAAAAGUUGUGCCUUCACGAUCCAGUUCGAUGCAGAGCUUCGACGACGCUCUUCGAGAGUCUGAGUCAGCGAGACGUGCGUCCGCGGCGCCGUCAGCUACCAGCCCGACCAUUCCCGAAGAGAAGCUUCCGGCCUUCUCUGCGUAACAUGCUGACGCGUCGGUCCGCGAUGCCAGCGUAUCGCUCUAUGCUACUACUAUCACUUUCUACCGCAUUGCUAUAAUCAGGGCUAAGCGAUGUUCGUGUACAAUCGAUUGCAUAUUUAAGUCGGCCGGGGCGAGGACUACGGGAACACGAGGUUCGAGUUUCGUUACGGUUGAUUCGAUUCGCUGUAACGCCACACUGUUGGGCAAAGUUUAAGAAUACGAUCAGAGAACAGUAAUCACGAUCAAGGAAUAAUCAGACAUUACGGAAGAUUACAAACUACUUGCGAUCGUAGAUUGCGAAUGUAUCAGGUGUAGAAAUUAAUUCCAUUCCUCUGUAGUCAGCUAUUUAUAACUCCGAUUUAAAUGGAUAUAUAUUCUCGUAAUUUUGGUAUAUCGAAGUAACAACCUUCUAAGUCCUCGUGGACGUUACACGCAGCGUAACAUUUUACUUAUUGUUAUUCUUCUGCAGUUGUUAUAACUAACUGGUUAUGCUCGAAAUCUAUUGAAAGAAUAAUAAUAAACAAAAUUGUAAUGGCUACCAGGUUGAGAUUCAGGUUAUCAGGAACUUAGAAAAUUGUUACUUGAAUGUUAAAACGUGACGACUAAAUAUUUCUACUUAAACUAGAGUUAUAAACAAAAACUAAAUAAUACGUGAUUUAAUAUAAAGGCAUAGAAUUUAAUUUUUACACCUAAUAGUUUGUCGAUCACCGAACGUCGACGGUAAUUGCAAAAUAUAAUCAUUGCCCAGCUUUGUGGUACGACUCGGACGAUCCGUGUAAUUGAAGACCCCUCGUGGGGGCACUCGAACAUUGUUGAAAUUAAUAUAUACCGCAUGAUUAUGCUUCUUUUCUAUCCUCGUGUACCGCAGCCGGUUCGUCGGAUCUAUUAUAUAGUAGUGUGUAGCUUUUCGUUUUCUCGUGUUCAAAGUUGAUUUCUAAUCGUCUUUUUUUUUUUUCUUUUCUUAAGAAAUUUUUUAAUUUCGUUCCGCCGAGUCUCUCUCAUUUUAUUUUCUUUCGUUGAUUUUAUAAUCGCAGGAUUUUCUGUCAAAACGAUCGUCGUUUCGCGCUGAGUUAGUUUUCGUUGGCAAUCGUUGCACCGGGAAACGGGAUUCUCGGUGUCGCCGUCACGUUACUCAAGAGGAUGGCGAUUGAUCCCUUAUUUUAUCGAAGUUAUUUGCACUAUAGCAAUUUUUAUAACGCAUAAUAAUAUAUCGUUGAUACGUACCUUAAUGUUUUUGCGUUUCAACUUGUUUUCGCACCAUCGAUUCAUGAAAGUAUAGACAUACGUACACACAUACACGCUUUAAUAAAUACUUACCCGAUGGCGUUUAUCUCUGUGGGACAUAACCGUCGCAAUAUCGAUAUCCCUCUUGUCGAAAAGCGAUACCUCCGCGUACUCCUGCUAAAACAGUCUCGGUAGCCUCCUCGCAAGACUCGUGCUUCGACAAUACUAUAGUCGUUCUGUGUGAUAGAAGAGAAUCGAUUACUACUAUACACUCCUCAUAAAUAAUUUGCGUCCCCGCGAGUACGUUCAUCGAGACAUCAGAAUUAAUUUACACAAGGCACGGGUGGCCACCAUCGCGCCGCUUUCUUCUGAUUUCAACAAUUACCGUUUUCACAGAUUUUCAUUAUUAACAGAAUUACAUUGGGUAAUCGUUAAAAAAUUGCUACACUCGUGCAAUCGUACUAGAAGAGAACGUUAGAACUAGCUUCUAACGUUUCGGUAACUUAUUAAAUUUCUCGCUUGUUGCACGUUAGUUGAAGUUUUCAUUAACGAAUUGUAAUAUAAAAUCGAGAAAUGUUUAACCGCGCGAAGUUUAUAAAAGGAAUAGGUAGAGUGAUUUUAUUUUAAAUACAUUCAAAUUAUAAAGCCCGUGUUUUAAUCGCAAAUCGACCAAAAAAAAAAAAAAAAAAGAAAGAAAUAUUUUCUCCUGAGCUCUAUUAACGUAAUUACACGUGAGCACGGGUGCUCGGUGACUUGGGAGCGCGGUCGCUUUUUUUCUAAUAAUUAAGGACACACGAAACAAGCGUAAACACGCGAAUCUCUGGUGUAUUUAUCUUUGCCGAGCCGCUAUCGCGCGUUUCGGUAUCCAUGUGUCACUCGAAACUCCUACAAAUGUGUCGAUAUCGUGCGCUCAUAAUCGUCAUCGACGACCUGCUACACAAUCUACUUGUUCAUAUUGGUGAAUAAAUUAUUUUAAGAAAUGCCA